UUUGUCCGGGUUGGAGAUCACCGCUUCCGGUGCCAGGCCGAGGAAGAGCGGCCGACCGGUAUCGGCUGGAAGCUUCCCAAAGCGAUUCUACUAUGGCUGCUACUGUGAAUUUGGAACUUGACCCUGUGUUCUUGAAAGCUCUGGGCUUCUUGCAUUCAAAGAGCAAAGAUUCUGCUGAAAAGUUAAAAGCACUUCUUGAUGAAUCUUUGUCUAGGGGAAUUGAUGCAUGUUAUCGCCCACAACAAAAGGAAAUAGAUCAGCCCAAAGUAUCCAUUCCAAAACCAGUUUCUGUUAAGACCACUCCUAGCCUCCCUACAAGUAGCAAUAAUGGGAAACCCACUGUAGUUGAAAAGGUGAAAAAAGAAAUGGAAAAGAGAAUUGUGGAUAAGAUAAAAGUGGAAAUCAGUGAAGGAAUUGACAUUGCAAAAAAGCCAAGACUAGAAAAGCCAGAAGCUCAUGCUUCAUUAAUCACAGUGCAGACAAGCAAGGAUUUGGCUAUGGCAGACCUUUCUAGUUUUGAAGAAACCAGUGCUGAUGAUUUUGCAAUGGAGAUGGGUCUAGCUUGUGUAGUUUGCAGACAAAUAACAGUGACUUCUGGAAAUCCAUUAGUGGAGUGCCAGGAAUGUCAUAACCUCUAUCACCAAGACUGCCACAAACCUCAAGUGACAGACAAGGAAAUGAAUGAUCCACGGGUAGUGUGGUAUUGUGCCAGAUGUACCAGGCAAAUUAAAAAAAUGGCUCAGAAAACACAGAAGCCUUCCCAGAAGCCAGCUCCUGCUGUAGUGUCAGUAGCUCCAGCUGUGAAAGAUCCAUUAAUAAAGAAACCAGAAAUUAAGCUAAAAUUGGAGACUACACCAGCCUUCCUAGCAUUUAAGAGGGCAGAAGUUAAGACUUCGGCAACAAUUUCAGGGAACUCCACCACUGCCAGUGUUUCCUCCUCCUCAAACAGUGGCCUUACUGGAUGGGCAGCUUUUGCAGCAAAAACAUCUUCUGCAGGCCCGUCAACAGCUAAGAUGGGGUCUGCCACCCAGAGUACCGGUGGGAAGCCCGCCCCUGGCUCAAACAAUCAGAAACCCACUGGUUUGUCAGGGCUGGCCACAACCAAAGGGGUAGGGUCAAAAAUAAUAUCUGCCAGUAGCACAAGCUCUGGCCAGUUGAAGCCAUUACCACCUCUGACAUUGGGUAAAAUGGGUCUCUCUCGUUCUGUGAGCAGUGACAACGUAAGCAAAAUAGGCCUUCCUAAUGCAAGCAGUUCAACCCCAGGCAACAGCCCAACUAUUGGUGGAAAUGGCAGCAAUGUGGCAGCAGGGAGCAGCGGGAGCAGCAAUAGCAAAUCAAGUACAGAAUCGGGCAAUCAGUCCCCAUCGCUGAAAGGUCCAACUUCACAAGAAUCACAGCUCAAUGCUAUGAAGAGGUUACAGAUGGUCAAAAAGAAAGCAGCUCAGAAGAAGCUAAAAAAAUAAUAGGUCUAUUUUUUUAAAAAAUAGAUAAUGCUAUCAAUAGUUUAGUCUGCAAAGUGCAAACAUGUCGUUCAACUCUAGCCAAAUACAGUAAAAUCAAUGAUCUAUAAAUUACUGUUGUGUUUUCGUUUGUCACCUGUGUAUGUAUUCACAAGAAUUCAUAUAUGUGCUGUCUGCUUCAUCCUUGAUAUUUGCUGGCAAGACAAUGUCUUAUUUUACAAAGAAGUUACACAUCUUUCCAAAGAAUAUCUCACAUACUGUAUAUACAAUCUCUUAAUACCAAAAUCUUGUCUCCCUUUUCUUUUGUGCUCUAUAGAAGUCAAGUAAGCUGAUGUUUUCAAUCUGUUUGAAAAUUAAACUUUAACCAGCAUCUCCAA
Molecule: messenger RNA, 1837 nt
Organism: Crotalus tigris (Tiger rattlesnake)
Lineage: Eukaryota; Metazoa; Chordata; Lepidosauria; Squamata; Viperidae
Gene: INTS12
Product: integrator complex subunit 12
Exons: 7
Coding region: 93-1463 (456 amino acids)
Biological process (GO): snRNA 3'-end processing
Cellular component (GO): integrator complex
Source: RefSeq, a predicted model, not a curated record